This is a messenger RNA of Argentina anserina (silverweed cinquefoil), 2087 nucleotides long. RefSeq names its product caffeoylshikimate esterase-like. Lineage: Eukaryota; Viridiplantae; Streptophyta; Magnoliopsida; Rosales; Rosaceae. Gene Ontology annotation, molecular function: lipase activity. Gene Ontology annotation, cellular component: membrane. The record is from RefSeq and is a predicted model, not a curated record. The transcript has 2 exons. Bases 1018 to 1986 code for a protein of 322 amino acids.
UCAGAAAAGUCUCUUCCGCGCGAGUUUAGAAACCCAGAAAAAAACCAACACAAGUUUUACUCCAAGAUUCACCAGGACCCUCUGUCUUCUCUGUUUGGUUGUGUUUCUGGUAGUUGGAGCUCACCUUGUGGAAUCAGAAGACAAGAUAAAAGAUGCAUCUAUGGCCCUCAACGAUGAUCCGAGACUCCUUCAAGCUUGAAUACCUGAGAAAGAUGGAAUGGAACCUCCACAGAAUGAAAAGCCAAAGAGCAUCAUCAAGUUCAGCCAAUCAAAAACUGCUGGAUACCCAAAAGGGUGCUUCAGGCGAUGAACAAGUGGCAGAAUUACCCUAUUCAAAGGCUCAUCCUACGAAGAUGCUUCUGUCAUUUUGUCUCUGUUGUGGAGGUAGCUUUUGGAGAUCACGAAGAGAACUGACCAAUCCUUUACUGAAUGUACUAGUUAUUGCUUCAGUUGGUAGAACUUUACUGGUAUGUUAUCAUUAGGACCUUCUUUAUUCAUUAGUAUAUGUAAUACACAGAACUAAUGCAGAUUAAUCUCCACUGCUGAAGUUUGGACUAUACAAACAUACCAUAUGCUAUACAAUUCUUCUCAUGAUAUAUCCGUAGGCCGGAUUGCUUCAAAGCUGUCUCAGUCACCGCAAAUUAGAGUUUUGUCGUCGCAAUCUCAGCUCGAUUACAAUCGGCUUAACUACCGUGUAACGCGGUACUCUUUCUACCACCGGAACUAGCUGCCGUCUGCCACCGGAGCUAGCUGCCAGUGUCGGAAACAGGUAGGAAAAAAAAAAUCUGUUGUGUGAGGAGUAAAAAUCCAAUGCAUAUGACCCCCCGCCAUUAUUGACACAACUGCAAAUGCUGCUGUUACUUGCCAUCCAACUCCAACUACCCACACCACACCACACCUCAUCAUCAUCAAUAAGUAACUCCACUCCUACUUCCCAACCCUCCUCUACUCUCUCAGACUCUCACUCCUUCACUCUUUCUUCGCUUCCUUCGUUUUCGUUUUCGGACGAGAGCGAAAAUGCCGCACCCGAUUUCGGAGGCCAACGAGAAGAGCCCCUUCGGCGACUUAACCGCCGAAGAAUUCUACUCCCGCCACUCCGUCUCUCACGGCUCUGACUACGUCACCAACCCCAGGGGCCUCAAGCUCUUCACCCAGUGGUGGACCCCGCUCCCUCCCACGGAGAUUCUCGGCGUCCUCGCCGUCGUCCACGGCUACACCGGUGAGACCAGCUGGUUCGUCCAGCUCACCGCCGUCCACUUCGCCAAGGCCGGCUUCGCCGUCUGCGCCAUCGACCACCAGGGCCACGGCUUCUCCGACGGCCUCGUCGCCCACAUCCCCGACAUCAACCCCGUCGUCGACGACUGCGUCUCCUUCUUCGAGUACUUCCGUGCACGCCACGCGCCGUCACUGCCGUCGUUUCUGUACGCCGAGUCCCUCGGCGGCGCCAUCGCGAUUCUGAUCACGCUCCGCCGCGUGGGGAGGCCCUGGGACGGGCUCAUCCUCAACGGCGCCAUGUGCGGGAUCAGCGCCAAGUUCAAGCCGCCGUGGCCGCUCGAGCACCUCCUCUUCCUCGUCGCCGCCGUCAUCCCCACGUGGCGCGUCGUCCCCACGCGCGGGUCGAUUCCGGAGGUGUCGUUCAAGGUGGAGUGGAAGCGGAAGCUGGCGCUGGCCAGCCCGAGGAGGCCGCUCGCCAGGCCACGCGCAGCCACGGCGCUUGAGCUGCUCAGAGUCUGCAAGGAGCUUCAGGGGAGGUUCGAGGAGGUGGAGGUGCCGCUGCUGAUCGUCCACGGCGGCGACGACGUCCUCUGCGACCCCGCGUGCGUUGAGGAGCUCUACAAACGCGCGUCGAGUAAGGACAAGACUCUGAGGAUCCACCCCGGCAUGUAUCACCAGUUGAUCGGUGAAUCUCCGGAGGACGUCGAGUUGGUUUUCGGAGAAAUGGCGGACUGGCUUCGUACACGCGCCCCACGCGCCUCCAAUAGUUGAUUGUAGUCUCUUUGUCAGUCAAGCAUAGACCAACGGCAGCAUGCCACGUGUCUGGUAGUUUAAAUAAGAAGAAGAGGGUCAGGUCUGUUAUGUAUGAGCUA